This is a messenger RNA of Trematosphaeria pertusa, 1136 nucleotides long. Its product is annotated as HAD-like protein. Bases 57 to 920 code for a protein of 287 amino acids. The record is from RefSeq and is a predicted model, not a curated record. Lineage: Eukaryota; Fungi; Ascomycota; Dothideomycetes; Pleosporales; Trematosphaeriaceae. The transcript has a single exon.
GCCAUCGCGUCAUCUCAUCUGGCCAGAUAGAUUCAUUCCUCCACGACCCGGCGAUCAUGGCUGCAUCAACACAGAAAGCCAUCUUCUUUGAUCUCGUGGGAACGUGCUGCGACUGGCUGUCGUCGCUGCUGCCCGCCCUCCAGUUGUGCCCGCCGCACCCUUCAUUGCAUCCAGCCAACACCAAACUCCGGGAGCUCGCGAUAGCAUGGCGCCAAGGCUUCUUCGAGGAGAUUCAUGCUCGCUUCAACCGUGGAGCGCCGGCUGAAGACAUCGACGUUACCCAUCGACGGGUGCUUGAUCGGCUACUCAAAGAACGCGGGAUUGGCCUCGAUUUCUGGGAUGCAGCAGUUCGCGACCAGCUGGUGCACCAAUGGCACUUGCAGAAGCCUUGGGCGGACGUGAUUCCCGCUCUUCACCAACUGCGAAUGGAUCAAAAGUGUUUUCUCAUCGUCCUUGCAAAUGGCACAACCCGCCUGCAGCUGGAUAUUGCGCAGUCUUCCGCUAUCCCAUUCCACAUGCUGCUAUCUUCCGAGCUCCUGGGCUUGACGAAACCGGAUCCUGCCAUGUACCGGAAAGCAAUGGAACUUGCCCGACUGCCGCCUGAGGAUUGCUACAUGCUCGCCUCGCAUCUGUAUGAUUUGGAAGCAGCAAAGGCCGUCGGGAUGAGCACCAUAUAUAUUCACAGAUCGACGGAAGACGUCGGCGUCGAGAUAGAACUCCAUGACAAGCACGGCUAUGUCGACCGCUACUUCGAUGGAAGAGAGGACCGUCUAUCUGACUCAAAGAGUGGGCUGAUAGCCGCCGCCGGACAAUUGAUAGAGGAUUGGACGAGCGUCGAACCCGUCGCGGACGAAUCUUUGCUCGAUGACUUUGAAGCAUACGAGUCGAUCCUGGCGCAGCUGGGAGACCAUUCGCUGUAAACAGCAUACAGCUCUCUGGCAUUGUUUUGGUAAGUGCAGUGGUUGGAAGGCGGCCCUAUAUUAAGAUUACACAUUAACCUAUUUCCAGGUCCGUCCUUCGUUGCCGUCGAUCAAAUUGGAUACAUGAACCCUUUUGUACAUCAUAAAACGUUGUUGCCCGUCGAAUGAACAAACCCGUCUGGAUAACACCCAACACCAGUCUAGCCAAGGCAAGCC